Molecule: messenger RNA, 1867 nt
Organism: Antrostomus carolinensis (chuck-will's-widow)
Lineage: Eukaryota; Metazoa; Chordata; Aves; Caprimulgiformes; Caprimulgidae
Gene: RPN1
Product: ribophorin I
Exons: 9
Cellular component (GO): oligosaccharyltransferase complex; membrane
Source: RefSeq, a predicted model, not a curated record
GUGAAGGGAGAGGAAGAAGAGGAUAACACCUUGGAAGUGAGAGAGACUAAAGUUAAGGGCAAAAGUGGAAAAUUCUUCUCCGUGAAGCUGCCAUCUCCUCUGGCACCAGGAGCCAAGGUCCGUGUAUCCGUUGAAAUGGUUUUCACGCACGUCCUGCAGCCUUACCCCACCCAUAUCACCCAAAGUGAGAAGCAGUUUGUGGUCUUUGAAGGAAAUCACUAUUUCUACUCACCAUACUUCACCAAGACCCAAACAACCCGGGUCAAACUGGCCUCCAGGAACGUAGAGAGUUACACCAAGCUGGGCAACCCUUCCCGCACUGAAGACAUGAUUGAAUAUGGUCCCUUCAAGGAUGUUCCUCCAUACAGCCAGGACACUCUGAAGGUGCACUAUGAAAAUAACAGUCCAUUCCUGACCAUCACCAGUAUGACCCGGGUCAUCGAGGUGUCUCACUGGGGAAACAUUGCAGUUGAAGAGACGGUUGAUUUGAAGCACACAGGAGCAGUGCUGAAAGGGCCUUUCUCCAGAUAUGACUACCAGAGACAGCCAGACAGUGGGAUCUCUUCUGUCAAGUCUUUUAAGACCAUUCUCCCAGCUGCUGCUCAGGACGUCUAUUACAGAGAUGAAAUCGGAAACAUCUCCACCAGCCACCUCCUUGUCCUGGAUGACUCCGUGGAGAUGGAGAUCCGUCCUCGCUUCCCGCUUUUUGGGGGAUGGAAAACCCAUUAUAUCAUUGGCUAUAACCUGCCAAGCUACGAAUAUCUCUACAAUCUCGGGGAUCAGUAUGCCUUGAAAAUGAGGUUUGUCGACCACGUGUUUGAUGAGCAAGUUACCGACUCUCUGACUGUCAAGAUCAUCCUGCCAGAAGGUGCCAAGAAUAUCCAUGUGGACAGCCCCUAUGAAAUCAGUCGUGCUUCAGACGAGCUUCACUACACUUAUCUGGACACUUUUGGACGUCCAGUUAUCGUGGCACACAAGAGCAACCUGGUGGAGCAGCACAUCCAAGACAUUGUGAUUCAUUACACCUUCAACAAAAUCUUGAUGCUGCAGGAGCCUCUGCUGGUGGUUGGAGCUUUUUACAUCUUGUUCUUCACUGUGAUCGUCUACGUGAGGCUGGAUUUCUCCAUCACUAAGGAUCCAGCUGCUGAAGCCAGGAUGAAGGUUGCCUGUAUCACAGAGCAAGUGCUUACUCUGGUGAACAAGAGACUUGGGCUGUACCGUCACUUUGAUGAAGCAGUGAAUAAAUACAAGCAGUCACGGGACAUCUCUACUCUGAACAGUGGCAAAAAGGCUUUGGAGACGGAGCACAAAGCCCUGACAAGUGAAAUAGCCUCUCUGCAGUCUAAACUGAAGACAGAAGGCUCUGACUUAUGUGACAAAGUAAGUGAGAUUCAGAAGCUCGAUGGCCAAGUCAAGGAGCUUGUUCUGAAGUCCUCAGUCGAGGCUGAGCGGCUGGUAGCUGGCAAGCUCAAGAAGGACACGUACAUUGAGAAUGAGAAGAUGCAUUCCAACAAGCGCCAGGACCUGGUCACCAAAAUCGACAACAUCCUCGACGCGCUGUAACUGGUUUAGUGACCGGGUGGAGGGGAGAGGUAUGAAGAGAAAUGAGAAGCCUGGGAGUGGAAACACUUUGAGACAAAACUCCUUCCCAGCAAAAUUAGGGGAAAAGUUGAUGUUAAGUGUCUGAAAGUACAUUUUGGUUUUAGAUUUUCUAUAGAGCCUGUCUGCUCAGCAACACGUGCUGUGCAAGGGACCACGACAUCAUGCUGUUUGGCUGGGUAACAGGGUUUCUCUACCAGAGGUGAGGCUCAGCCAGGUUAUAAAACAGUCUCAUGCUUUUGGCUUUCCCUGUAGAGAUGCACCCUGA